ACAAGAAUGUGUCGCAGACUCCAUUAUAAAAAUGUGUCGCACAAAAAUGUGUCGCAUUAUAGAUGUGUCAUAGCCUAUAUGUCAAUCGUUCAUUCACCGUUUUCGUUCGCGAGUGCAGCUGCAUAUAACCGAGCCUAUUGGACGUGCUUGACUUAUACAUUUUCGUAUGCCUUUUUUUUCUAGAUUAUUUCUCGACCAUUUAUUAUUGGAGAACAUGCCGAGAGGUCGCUAGAUGAUCGAGAAUGGACUGCCUCGAAGUAGUAUGAUCGAGAUCAAAUAGUCUCGAGACAGCUAGAUCUUAAGAUCUACCGUCUUGAACUCCAAGAAUAGGUGCUACUAUUUGAAAUUAACUGAAAAAAUAGUAACUCUUCGAAUUUUCAAAAAAAAAUAAUCCUCAUGCCGAAAAAUGUAUUCGAACCACGUGUUAAAGAUGUGUCGCAUGUGUCGCACAAGAAUGUGUCGUACGUCCGCUGGAAGAAAUGUGUUGCAACGAGCUCCUCGUGUCGCAUAUUAAUGUGUCGUACAUUGUGUCGCAAAGUACGACACAUGCGACACAUUUUAUCUUAGUGUGUAUAGUAAAGUUAUCUGUUGUAAAAGAUCCGGCCCCUUCCAUCUGACCUCAGAUAGGCCUAGCACAUUGAGCUUCAGCCUUUCCAUUUCUUUCUUCACGUUUUCCAGUUUUCCCUUUUGGAACAUAGUUCUUCCAUUUCAGGUUCCUAUUUUGAGCGAGUUCUUGGUAUGGAAAGUAGCCUGAUGACGAUCGAGGGUCACCUGUCCUUCGUGACCAUCCAUACCGAGCGAGGUGAUCUCUCCGAGAACUCCCUUCACGCUGUUAUUUCGAAUGGAAAUUUUGAUGUUAAUCAUGGUGUGCUUAGGACUGUACAGCGGUGGUUUCCCCUUGCCUUCCGCCGACUGAUUAUUACAUCUACUAAUAGUGUAUUUUCAUUGACAGACAAUGAUCAGUUAUUUUAGAAUAUAGGUUUAUAUAUAAUAGAAUAGUUUGUUUUUCAUAUCACUCUUUCUUUCCAGCUUAGUAUGAUAUGGGCUCUACUAACAAAACGAAAUUUAUUGUAAUUAUAAUGGUUUUCAUUAUCCACAAAAACAACGAAUCAAAGAUAUCGUUCUUCUUCACAGGUCUGUCUAUGUUUUAGUUACGACUUUUUCCUCAGAAUUUUUCCAUCGAAUUGAAAAAAUAAAUUAUCGUUCACUCUUUUUCGGAUAUUACUAAAUACAAUAAAAGUUGAUUUAAAAAAUAUUUCAAAUUUCAGGAUAGACUUUCUUAGCGUGCAUUUGUUUUUCUUUAAUUCUUUGUAAUCAUUGCAUUGAUGUUGUAAAAUAUCGGUGUGCUAUGAGGAAGAUAUUGCCCAGUGGCAGUACACGUCCUUCAGGCCUUUGAACGAUUACUCUCUUCUGGGUGUGGGUGUGGAUGGCGGGUAUGGGGUGUAGCUGUGGGUGUGAUCCAUCUGUUGAUGCCUACCCACACCCACACCCACACCCACACCCAAAGAUUAAUAUACAGGUUUGUAGAAAACUCCGUAGACUUUCAGAAUAUGUAAUUAGUUUUUAAUAACGUUAUUAUUGUUGAGACAAAAUAAUUGAAAUACCGACUGCAGCUAUUUUUUUCCAGGAGUAUAUAUCUUAAAUAAUAUUGAAUAAACAUUCUUUUUUUUCGGCUUCUAUCCUCAUUUUCGUUUUUCUUGUUGCUUUGAAUCAUUUAAUUUAUCAGAAUUAUUUAUUCAUUUCUCUUCGAUUAUUUCAGCUUAACAAAGAAAUUAAAAUAAAAAUGAUUUCGAAAAUAAUCUUCUAUUUGUGCUUACUCAUAUUAUAUACAAGUAGUUUAUCAUUUGAAUCAGUUAUUGUGAAAGUAACGAACAUGAAUUGGUCAAAAAUAAUAUGAAUGAUAAUAAAAUAGAUCAAUGUCAAAAUCAAAUGACAUUCGAACAAAUGAAAAAAUUAUUAAAGCAAUAUCCAUGAGUUUUAGUUGAAAUUGAAAACAAUAAUACUAAUAAAAUUAAUCGACGAUAGAGACGUUUUGUUGGUGGUACUCAAAAUAAAAUAAAUGCUAUACAUGCAACUAUUAAUGAACAUCGUACCAUGAUUAAUUUUUUAUUUAAUAAUUUCAUCAAUGCUAUAAUUUUAACAAAUGCCAUUUAUGAUCAUCAUUCGAAGAGUAGUCCUCAAUUUUCAAGUUGGCGUGAUAUUGUUGAUUUAACUUUGAUUAUUUUAGUUAUUUUACAUAUUCUUUAUUGUUUAAUAUUUCGAGCUGGUUUUGGUCCAUGUAAUCGUUGCUUAUUAUUAUUAUCUGAAUGGUUCACUCGUCGUCUUCAACAACAACAACAACAACAACAACAACAUGAAGAAAAAGAACAAUUUCAAAAACAAAUACAGAUACUACAAUAA
This is a messenger RNA of Rotaria sp. Silwood2, 2400 nucleotides long. The record is from the annotation of a GenBank genome assembly. Lineage: Eukaryota; Metazoa; Rotifera; Eurotatoria; Philodinida; Philodinidae.